AUGAAUAUCCGUUACCCGCCGACAGCUGACGUGGAUGUUCUUGAAGAUGUAACAAAUGAAAUCAAACACUACAUUUGCUCGCAGAAUGACACCGCGUCUACUUGCCACUGUCCCGAACAUGACCAAAAUCACGAUCCAUGCGCCGGGCGUGAACCCUGCAGCCGCCAAGAAGAAAGUGACAGUGUACUACUGCAAAAACUGCUUCUGAAGAACGAUCUCAAAUUGAGUAAACCGGAAUUACGUGAUGACUACGUAUACACACCCGACAUUGGUUUGCAUAAACUCCACACGAGAUCGGUAACUUGGAACGCCGCGCGAAUAAUCUGCAAAGAAGAGGGUGGACAUCUGGCUAUUAUUAACUCGAAAGCUGAAGCACGCGUUUUAUCGGAAAUCUUCCAUAAAGCGGGUCCCGUGAAAGGUGCUCCGAACAAUGACGAAGCAUUCAUCGGCAUACACGAUUAUUACUCGGAGGGUGACUGGGUCACUGUUCUCGACGAAUCGCUCGCAAAGACAGGAUUCACCAAAUGGAGCGACAAGUGGGGCGGACAACCGGACAAUGCUGGAACUCAAAAUUGUGGCGCUUUCCUUGCAGAAGGCACGCUCGACGACGUAUCUUGCGAUUCAACUUUCCCGUUCUUCUGCGAAAUACCCAUCGAGAAUGCUGUCUAA
This is a messenger RNA of Nomia melanderi (Alkali bee), 669 nucleotides long. Its product is annotated as hemolymph lipopolysaccharide-binding protein-like. The record is from RefSeq and is a predicted model, not a curated record. NCBI's taxonomy places the organism in Eukaryota, Metazoa, Arthropoda, Insecta, Hymenoptera, Halictidae.